Messenger RNA from Impatiens glandulifera, 624 nucleotides. RefSeq names its product protein Ycf2-like. Bases 1 to 624 code for a protein of 207 amino acids. Lineage: Eukaryota; Viridiplantae; Streptophyta; Magnoliopsida; Ericales; Balsaminaceae. The transcript has 3 exons. The record is from RefSeq and is a predicted model, not a curated record. Gene Ontology annotation, molecular function: ATP hydrolysis activity; ATP binding.
AUGAUGAAACAAAAUGUUUCAUUUCAACAAAGGGACGUAUAUAUAUGGAUUCAAUUCGAAUUAGCAAAAGCAAUGUCUCCUUGCAUAAUAUGGAUUCCAAACAUUCAUGAUCUGGAAGUGAAUGAGUCGAAUUACUUAUCCAUCGGUCUAUUAGUGAAUCUCUCCAGAGAUUGUGAAAGAUGUUCCACUAGAAAUAUUCUUGUUAUUGCUUCGACUCAUAUUCCCCCAAAAGUGGAUCCCGCUUUAAUAGCUCUGAAUAAAUUAAAUACGUGCAUUAAGAUACGAAGGCUUCUUAAACAACGAAAGCACUUUUUGACUCUUUCAUAUACUAGGGGAUUUCACUUGGAAAAUAAAAUGUUCCAUACUAAUGGAUUCGGGUCCAUAACCAUGGGUUCCAAUGCACGAGAUCUUGUAGCACUUACCAAUGAGGCCCUAUCAAUUAGUAUUACACAGAAGAAAUCCAUUCUAGACACUAAUACAAUUAGAUCCGCUCUUCAUAGACAAACUUGGGAUUUGCGAUCCCAGGUAAGAUCGGUUCAGGAUCAUGGGAUCCUUUUCUAUCAGAUAAGAAAGGUUGUUGCACAAAAUGUACUUCUAAGCAAUUUUGACUACAAAGAUAAGUAG